AUCGGAUACCGAUUGCACACAGAGCCCAAAGAUGAAAGCAAUAAUUCUUGCUAUUGCUUUGUGUUACGCUGUCACAACUGCCCAGGCCCACUGGCACCCUAAUGGAAACAUGAACAACGGCGAUGGUUAUGAUACGGGAGGCUGGAGUGGCUGGAGUGACUGGACUGGAUGGAAUGGAUGGACUGGAUGGAGUGGCUGGAAUGACUGGAAUGGAUGGCAUGGAAUGGCUGGAUGGAGUGGAUGGAAUGAAUGGAAUGACUGGACUGGAUGGAAUGGCUGGAGUGACUGGACUGGAGAUAACUAUAACAGAGGACACCGUGCCCGGGGCAGGAGAAGAUACUAACAAGGAUAAAACCUCCGCAGAAGAAGCUAAAAAUACAUUAGCUGAAAUUAAAAACUGGUGUAAAUUUUCUUACAAGUUUUAUAACUUUCAAAAAGUUGUUUUUUUUCUUUUCAUUAUGUUAGUCCCCA
Messenger RNA from Magallana angulata, 471 nucleotides. Its product is annotated as bifunctional endo-1,4-beta-xylanase XylA-like. Bases 32 to 343 code for a protein of 103 amino acids. The record is from RefSeq and is a predicted model, not a curated record. The transcript is spliced from 3 exons. Lineage: Eukaryota; Metazoa; Mollusca; Bivalvia; Ostreida; Ostreidae.